CGGGGAGGCGCCAGAGCGGCCGGCGGAGCGCACGGGGAUGGAGGCGGCUGCUGCCCUGGCCGCCCUGGCCCUGGGGCUCCUGCUGCUGGCGCCGCCCGGCCCGGGGCCAGCCUGGAGCGGGGGCCGCCAAGAUGUUCCUGGAGAAGUAUGGCUACUUUGAUGAGCCAGCUCCUAGGGGACCCACGUCUGCACAGUUCGCAGAAGCAGUGAGGGAGUUCCAGUGGGUGACCCACCUGCCUCUCAGCGGGGUCCUGGAAUCCACGGUCCACCAGAUGAACUUGCCACGGUGUGGUGUGAGUGACGCAGAAAGCCAUGCUGCCUGGACCGAGCGGGUACAUGCCCUGCUCUCCGGCAGACGGGCCAAGACGAGACGCGGGAAGCGCUACGCGCAGCAGGGUGGAAAGUGGUACAAGCGGCACCUGACCUACCGGAUCGUGAACUGGCCUUGGUAUCUGCCCCAGCACCAGGUGCAGCUGGCGGUGAAGGCAGCUUUCGAUCUCUGGAGCAACGUCUCAUCCUUGGUAUUCUGGGAGGUGCUGGACGGCCCUGCUGACAUCCGCCUGGCUUUCUUCCAUGGCGACCACAACGAUGGACUCAGCAACGCCUUCGAUGGGCCAGGGGGCGCCCUGGCGCACGCGUUCUUCCCCCGCCGUGGGGAGGCGCACUUCGACAGCGAUGAGCGAUGGUCCCUGCACAGCGGCAAGGGUCGCAACCUGUUUGUGGUGGUAGCGCACGAGAUCGGGCACACUCUGGGGCUGGAGCACUCCCCCGUCAGGAGCGCCCUGAUGUCUCCCUAUUAUAAGAAGCUGGGCAAGGACUUUGUGCUGAGCUGGGAUGACAUCCUUGCUGUCCAGAACCUGUACGGAAAGCCUUCGAGGGGCUCCGCUGUGCGGCUUCCUGGGAAGUUAUUUGCUCAUUUCCAGAACAGGAGCCCUGAUUUUCCAGGCGACAAUCAGCUGCAGGGGAGCCUCGGCUCUUAUUACUGCCAGUCCUUCUUCGAUGCUAUCACCAUCGAUGCAGAUCACAACCUUUACAUCUUCAAAGGCCACCACUACUGGGUUGUGGCGAAGGGAGGCAACGCCACCGACCCACAGCUGCUCCAGACCCAAUGGGCAGAGCUCCCAGCUGGCAUUGACGCGGCUGCUGUGUCGGAGACAGACGGCAAAUUCUACUUCUUCAAAGGCGGCCGAUGCUGGCGAUACAAAGGGUCCGCCCUGGAGACGGGAUUCCCCCAGAAAUGCACCACCAGCAACCUCCCUCGCCACCCUGACGCAGCCUUCUACUUCCAGCAGCUCCGCCACCUGGUGCUCUUCAAGGGCCCCAAGUAUUACGUGGUGAGCGAGGAGUCCCUGCAGGUGGAGUGCUACUACCCCAGGAGCCUGAGGGACUGGAACGGGGUCCCGGCCGGGGUGAAUGGCGCUCUGACACAGCAGGAUGGCUUCAUGUACUUCUUCAAGGACGACCAAUACUGGAAGUUCGACCAGGCCAAGCUGCAGGUGGUAGCGACUGGGAAAUGGGCCGCCCAGCUGCCGUGGAUUGGCUGCUGGGGCAGGAAUUCCAGUCAGACUCUCUUCUGAUCUCUCACAGGAUCGGACAUGACCAGGGGCCAUGCUGUGCCUUCUGUCCCCUUUCCCACAUCGAUGCCCUGGGCACAGACAAGGGCAAAAUCCGGCCCUGAACAUGGCAUUGAAAAGAUGGUGGCAGAUCCCCAUCUCCUGCCCUGCUCUUUAUGGGGAGGGCUUUUAUUCAGAUACAUGUUUAGCUUCCCAGGUCGGUCCUUCACCCAGGUACCUCUUGUCAAUGAUCUACUUGAACUCCUGUCUCAGGAGCCAUCCCAAUGACUGGCACAGGCGAGCAGGGAUAGUCCCUAUCUGGAGAUGAACAGUGGGCAGAUCUCUCCUGCCUGAGUGUUCUUCAGUGGGUUAACCCAUGUCUUCCCUAAGUAGAAGCGCUAAAAUGGGCAUUUUACAGAGCUCUAGAGAAGACAAGACCAGCUUCUCAGUUCAAAGACAUCUCCACUUGCAAACAAGAGGAGACUGGCCCUUUAGCCUGACAGGGUUGGAUAAUCCCAGAACUACCACUCCAACGUGCCAGGGUCCAGAUGAUUGAAAUUUUAAACAUAUUUGGAAGGGGGUUUUUGGUCCAAAGAUGCCAACAUAUUUCCCAUAAAAUGAAAAGUUUUGGAUGGGAGAGACUCUAAAAAAUAAAAUCCUGUUGACUUUUUCCACAUACUUUUUAUGUUGUUUUUCACAAUAUUUUUAAUGGGAAUUUUUAUCAAAACUGCUAUUGUCAUUUUUCGUUUACCCCAAACUGGGGUUUUCACUAGACCAUUUACCGAAAAAAACGGAGGAGUUGAUAAAUGCAAAUAGAACGUUUUCAAUUAAAACAAACAAACCAAGGAAAAAUGGGCCCAUGUUGAACCUGCGAAACAGAACGUAAUUUCCAAAUGAUUGGCAAAUUUUUCCCCCGUUUUUCCAGUGGCUUUAAUCUUGCUGUGUUCAUUUGGUGACAAAUGAGAACAACUCUGAUAAUUCUCCAGGCCAAAUUCAGGGGUUAGCAUAGGCUACUGUAACUCGCUGAGAGAUCCAGAAGAAGUUGUAAAUUACAGCAGUUUAGACUGGCAGCCGUUUGCUUGGUGGAGGAGGUGGUCUGUAUAGCCAUGAAAGUAUCCUAUACUGUAAACACAAAACACUGUACACGCCUAUUAAAACCCUUUGAAACAUCAUCAGCUUGUACUUCUAAAUUAGCUGGCAGCAUCUGAAAAGAAGCAUCAUCUCCUAAGGGCAAUGGUGAAAGCUACACUCCUGGAAACCGAAAUCUAGACUGGGCAAAUAGACAAAAUAGCGGGGGUGGGAGGGUGGCGGAGGUUUGGACUCAUGGGACAUAAUAGCUCUGCUCCAUCUCUGGCUCCGGGCAGAUUCAGUGAUUGUGUAUUGAUUUCCCGGUAAUGCUGUAGGCUGGGCUGUGAUGUGGUGCUCAGUGCUGGGGCCACAUCACGCAGAUGGAUCAGCUAGGGAAUUUCUCUGCCUGGUCUCUGGGGAUUGUAUUCUCUCCAUCUUCUUGGAGAUGUGUCACUUCUGGAUGCCUAAGCAGGAGCUGGCCUGGGUAGCUCAGGAAAUCAAGAAACCAGAGUGGUAACCCUACGCUUGCAUCCUGCCCACGCUGCAGAAGUUGCCCAGCACAGUUUGUUCCUGUGCUGGGAGAGGGGCCUGCAGAGACAUUGCCCUGUUUUCUUUCAAGAACACUUCGGACUCUCAACUCCUGAGCCACCAGGAAGGUGAGUGAAUGUCUCGGAAGUAGAAGGCGACACAUGUUUUGCUGGAGUCUGCCAUCAAAAGCAUUUCAAUCCUUGUCUAAAGCUGCCUCCUCACCAGCAGCUGUCCCGGCUCACACCCUCUUUGGAGGUCUCCUGGCUUCCAGCUCCCUUUACAUCCUGCUUCUCCAGCUCGCAGUGUGUGUGGCUCUCCAGUUUUGCUGAUUUAAGCAGCUCUUAAAGCAGCCUGGCCUCCUGGUUUGGUCCAGCAGGGGGCACGCCUGGACAGGAAUUAAAGGAUUUGAUAACAAGGUAGGGUAACAGCUACUUCCCAUAUAAAAACCAAAUCCCACUUUCUUGGCCCUUUCACCAAAGCCUCUCAAACUGGCAUCUUCCACUGCGUGCCCAGAAGACCAUCGAAUUGGGCUGGGUUGACUCUGGUAGGAGAGCAAUUUCCAGAGUCUUCCAGCCUUCGCAGAGAAUGCUGUACCAGUCACCCCUUCACAUUUAUCAUGCCAGCUUGAGCCCUCUGCUGAAGCAUCGGGGAACAAGGUGAUACCUCAGGUAUUUCUAUUGUGAACCCUGCUAACUGAUGGUGACCGUACUCGCUCAAUCAGAAGGACUAUUGCAAUGAAUGGGAUCUGGGUAUCCAAUCCCUUAGGCAGCUCUGGGCAUCUCACCCUUAGCUCACAAUAUUGCCAGCUCUCACACUGGCUGAUGUUUUUUCUUAAAGCCCCCUGCUCCUGGAGGCAUGUGAUAUUUGUGAGAAAUUCAGCUUUCAUGUAAAAAUAAGUGCAAGUUUCUAGCCUUUCUUGCUGCAGAGAAAAGCUUGAGAAUGUGGUUGCAGUGAACUCUAAAAAGCUCAAAAUGCAAAUAAAAGGAAUCUCAUGAUUUUUAA
This is a messenger RNA of Dermochelys coriacea (leatherback sea turtle), 4151 nucleotides long. It is a transcript of the gene MMP28, whose product is annotated as matrix metallopeptidase 28. Gene Ontology annotation, molecular function: metalloendopeptidase activity; zinc ion binding. Lineage: Eukaryota; Metazoa; Chordata; Testudines; Dermochelyidae. Gene Ontology annotation, cellular component: extracellular matrix. The record is from RefSeq and is a predicted model, not a curated record. Gene Ontology annotation, biological process: proteolysis; extracellular matrix organization; collagen catabolic process.